AUGGCAUCCGGCUUUGGUCUCAAUGGCGGCCCCUCGCGCUGUUAUGCCUUUUGGCAGGAACUUCUCGGCUGCUACGUUGUCAAUGGCGGAGAGGGCGUGGAAGGCAAGAAGAAAUGCAUUCCAGCUCUAGAGGAUUACACCGAGUGCCUUCACCACACCAAGGAGGUUGUCCGGGCAAAGAAAAUCCAAGCGGCAUACCGCAAAGCCGAGGCGGGCUUUGCCAGAGAAAACGAACCCAAGGCAGAAGAACUCCGAAAUCUGGGCUUACUAGGCAAGGAAGAAGACACAAGAAAGGUUCUGGGCUCAUGA
Molecule: messenger RNA, 309 nt
Organism: Talaromyces rugulosus
Lineage: Eukaryota; Fungi; Ascomycota; Eurotiomycetes; Eurotiales; Trichocomaceae
Exons: 3
Coding region: 1-309 (102 amino acids)
Biological process (GO): mitochondrial respiratory chain complex I assembly
Source: RefSeq, a predicted model, not a curated record